Prunus armeniaca (apricot) is the source of this 1599-nucleotide messenger RNA. Lineage: Eukaryota; Viridiplantae; Streptophyta; Magnoliopsida; Rosales; Rosaceae. The record is from the annotation of a GenBank genome assembly.
AUGGCUGCUGCUGAUAACCAAACCCGCCUUAUUCACUCAGUGUCCAAAGUAGGCAUCAUAGGGGCUGGUAUUAGCGGAAUUGCUGCAGCCAAACAGCUUUCAGGUCACAGUCCUGUGGUGUUUGAGGCCACUGAUUCGAUUGGGGGUGUUUGGAAACACUGCUCUUACAAUUGUACCAAACUCCAAACCCCUCGAUGCGAUUUCCAGUUUUCUGACUACCCUUGGGCUGAGAAGGACAAUUCAAGCUUCCCUUCUCACGUUGAGGUCUUGGAUUAUUUGUAUGGCUAUGCCAGACACUUUGACGUGUUGAAAUAUGUCAAGUUUGAGUCCAGGGUGGUGGAAAUACGUUAUGUUGGUAAUGAUCAAGCUACCCAGCUGCCUGUGAGUUUGAAAUCAGGGCAGUAUGGGAGCCUUUUGACAGGCCAUCCUGUUUGGGAGGUCGCCGUUCAGACGUCCGGCGAUCCAAACACCAUUCAGUGGUAUGCAUUCGAGUUUAUUGUGAUUUGCAUUGGGAAAUAUGGAGACAUACCAAGAAUGCCAAGUUUCCCUCGCAACAAAGGUCAAGAAGUAUUUCAAGGCAAAGUCUUGCACUCCAUGGAUUACUCUAAGCUUGACAACGAAGCCGCUCGUGAGCUCCUCAAGGGCAAGAAGGUUGCAAUUAUUGGCUUCAAGAAGUCAGGCAUUGAUUUGGCUAUGGAGUGCGCCGAGGCAAACCAAGGACCCGAUGGGCAAGCAUGCACAAUGGUGAUAAGGAAUUUGCAUUGGACUGUUCCAUCUUACUGGAUUUGGGGACUUCCAUUUUUCCUGUUUUAUUCAACAAGGUCUUCUCAGUUCCUACAUGAAAGGCCAAACCAGAGCUUGUUCAGAGCCCUGCUUUGCCUUCUUGCAUCCCCUAUGAGGAUGGCAAUUUCCAAGUUCAUAGAGUCAUAUUUGGUGUGGAAGCUUCCACUUGUGAAGUAUGGACUGAAACCAGAUCACCCAUUUGUGGAGGACUAUGCUUCUUGCCAGAUGGCUAUUUUGCCUGAGAGUUUUUUUGCUGAGGCAGACAAGGGUAAAAUAUCGUUCAAAAGGUCACCAAAGUGGUGGUUUUGGAACGGAGGAAUUGAGUUUGAAGACAACACCAAAUUGGAAGUUGAUGUUGUGCUUCUUGCCACAGGCUAUGAGGGAAAGAAGAAGCUCCAAUCUGUGUUACCUGAGCCUUUCCGCAGUCUCGUGGUUGACUCUUCUGGGACAAUGCCCCUGUACAGGGGUACGAUCCAUCCAUUGAUUCCCAACAUGGCAUUUGUGGGGUUCAUAGAGAGUGUUUCUAACCUGCACACAGCAGAGUUGAGGGGCAAAUGGCUAGCAAGACUAGUUGACAAUGAAUUCAAACUUCCCACUGUCCAAGAAAUGCUUGACCAGAUCAGCAGAGAGAUGGAGGUGAUGAAGAAGACGACCCGGUUUUACAAGAGACACUGCAUUUCCACUUUCAGCAUCAACCACAGUGAUGAGAUAUGCGAGGAGAUGGGAUGGAAGUCUUGGAGGAAGGACAACUGGUUUUCAGAAGCUUUUAGCCCCUAUAACAGCCGAGACUAUUGCGAAGAAGAAAACGAUAAUUAA